CAAGUUGUGCCGGACGAUAGUGCAGGAUCUGUGCAGCAGUGUUUUCCAAGCCAUCCACUAGCUGGGGACACCUGGCGCGUGGUGUAGCCUACCUCGUGUGGCGCUUGAUUGUCGGAUGGACCGGGCAACAGGCAUGGGAGAGGUGCAGAAAGAAUUUGAGCAGCACUGGAGGACUGAGUUCCCGGAGGGUGAUGCACCCUUGUUGCAGCUUGGCUCUCUGGCCGACAUAGAAGCUGAGUUGGAGCGGUGCCGGAGUGAGCAGAAGCGCUUACAGGGGCUCCUUAACCGGGAGAAAUUCAAAUGCAUUUACCUACAGACUCGACUGGCUAAGGAGCGUAGGUGCUAUGACAAGGAUAGAUGGGAGACACGGGACCAGAGGGCAAGUGUGACAGAGGAGCAGGGAGAAAACGAGGUGGAAGAGGAGGCAUCCAGUACGGCAGCAGCUGCCGAGGAGCUAGAACCAAGCACCUGUGCACAAUUUAAAAAGCAAGAGGAUGCCGAGUCUAAAAAUGGGCCAAACCAGGAGUCUGGGAGGGUAACACCUGUCAAUAUUGACGAUGAUAUUCAGAAUUCUGACAGUAACGAACACCAGAUGGAAAGUCACCUUACUGUUAACAAACAAGAACCAGACUGUAAAACUGUGAACCAGACAGAAAGUCACAUUGCUGGCAACAUACAAGAACCUGAAUAUGAAAAUGUAAAGUUUUUUAGGGAGAGUAAUGUUUCACCUGUUGAUAAUCUUGUUGAAGAAAAACACGUUUACUCCACAGUAUGUAAGAAACAACCUACAGAGGAUAAGGAGGAUGAGCUAAGUGACCAUGACUAUGAAGAUGUGGACCUCAAUGAAGGGUUUGUGACCAGUAAUCUGAUUACUCCCAAAAGCUGUCAGGACCAACAGUCUCCUGUGACACUGAGACGGAAGGCCAUAAGCAACCAUCGACUAAGCCGGGAGAUGGACUCAGGAGGAGAAGAAAAGGAGGGCAGCAAGUCACCCAUCACCCUUCGAAGGGACACUGUAGGAGCCAACAGAAAGAUCUUUGCAGGAUACAAAAAGUUCUUAUUUGUUCCCAUCAGGAAUGUAUUGCGGGGGUCUGGUGGUAGCUCUCCAGAAAGGGAUAGCAACAACAGCUCUGAUCAAGAAGAUGACUCCUCAGUGGACUUUAACUAUGGUACAGAUGGCUACGAAGGAGAUGGAGCAGACGACAAGAAGUCCCAUGAUGGGUCCGAGACAAUGCCGUAUAUUGAUGAAUCACCAACUAUGUCACCUCAGCUCAGUGCCAGGAGUCAAGACAGUGCUGACGGAGUUUCACCUACACCAACUGAGGUGCUUACUGGGGGGGACUCAGACUCUGAAAAGGGUCUGGAGAUGAGAAAACUGGUCCUCUCUGGGUUUCUCGCUAGUGAAGAAAUAUACAUCAACCAGCUGGAGGCUUUACUUUUGCCCAUGAAACCACUGAAAGCAGCUGCUACCACUUCCCAGCCUGUGCUCACGUUGCAGCAGAUUGAGAUUGUUUUCUUCAAGAUUCAAGACAUCUAUGAAAUCCACAAGGACUUUUAUGAUGCCCUUUGCCCUAAGGUGCAGCAGUGGACGAGCAAUGUAACUGUGGGCCAUGAGUUCCAUAAGCUGGCCAGCCAGCUUGAGGUGUAUAAGACCUUUGUGAAUAACUACAAGGCUGCAGUAGAGACAACAGAGAAAUGCAUUCAAGCGAACAGUCAGUUUCAGAAAAUUUCUGAGAUUAUUCCAGUGAAAGGCCCAAAGGAGGCAAAAGACUCAGCUACUAAUGCCAGCUUAGAAGCUCUACUGUAUAAACCCAUCGACAGAGUCACACGGAGCACGUUGGUGCUUCACGACCUUAUAAAACAUACUCCAAGUGACCAUCCAGAUUAUCCCUUGCUUCAAGAUGCACUCCGAAUUUCACAGAAUUUCCUGUCCAGCAUCAAUGAAGAAAUUGACCCAAGGAGGGCAACUGUUACUACACCCAAAGGGGAGAGUCGCCAGCUAGUUAAAGAUGGAUUCCUUGUGGAAUUGACUGAGGGCUCACGAAAACACCGUCAUGUCUUCCUGUUUACUGACCUCCUUUUCUGUGCCAAAGUGAAGAAAACUGUUGGAGGGAAACACCAGCAGUAUGAGUGUAAGUGGUACGUGCCGUUGGUAGAUCUUACCUUACCAUCUGUGGAAGAUUCUGAACCCUCUCCUCAACUCAUCCUCACCCCAGACCAUGAAAUCGAGGACGUGAAGUCAAAAAUCUCAGCUACAAAGAAUGAAAUCCAGAAAGAAAAAAAAGCCUGCAAGGGACAAAGCAGGGUGAUGGAUCGCUUGAAAAAAAAGGUGACUGAACAUGAGUCCUGGUUACUUCUGCACUCGCCCACCAUUCCAUUCAGGAUUCAGACAAAAAGCGGAAAGAGCUACUUUUUCCUGCUGAACUCAGACUAUGAGAGGUCAGAGUGGAAGGAAGCCAUUGAAAAGUUGCAGAACAAAGGCCCGUCUGGAUUUUCACUGAGUAAUCUGGAGUUGCAGACACUGGCACAACACUGUUUCAAACUACGAACUGUCCAUAAUGCUCCAAUCACCAGUUAUAAGGAUGAUGAUGAGUCACCAGGACUAUAUGGUUUCCUGCAUGUGAUGGUCCACUCUGCCAAAGGAUUCACAAAAUCUGCCAACCUAUACUGUACACUAGAAGUGGAUUCUUUUGGUUAUUUUGUCAGCAAAGCAAAAACGCGAGUUUUUCGAGAUACCACAGAGCCUCAGUGGAAUGAGGAGUUUGAGAUUGAUCUGGAAGGGUCUCAGUCACUUCGGAUUCUGUGCUAUGAGAAAUGUUACGACAAGACAAAGCUGAACAAAGAUAACAAUGAGAUAGUGGACAGGCUCCUUGGAAAAGGGCAAAUUCAGCUGGACCCUCAAGUGGUGAAUGCAAAGAACUGGCAAAGGGAAGUUAUUGAAAUGAAUGAGAUAAAAGUGGAAUUCUCCAUGAAGUUUACGUCAAGGGACAUGAGUUUAAAGAGAACGCCGUCAAGAAAACAAACUGGUGUCUUCGGAGUGAAGAUCAGUGUAGUGACAAAGAGGGAGCGCUCCAAGGUGCCUUACAUUGUCCGUCAGUGUGUUGAGGAAGUGGAGAAACGAGGCAUAGAUGAGAUUGGGAUCUACAGGAUCUCUGGAGUUGCCACUGACAUCCAAGCCCUGAAAGCCGCCUUUGAUGCAAAUACCAAAGAUAUUCUGGUAAUGUUGAGUGACAUGGACAUCAAUGCCAUUGCAGGAACAUUGAAGCUCUACUUCCGUGAACUACCGGAACCUCUUCUCACAGAUCGCUGGUACCGUGCAUUCAUGGAGGGCAUAGCUUUGUCAGAUCCAGCUGCCAAGGAAAACUGUAUGAUGCAUCUUCUGCGUUCACUGCCUGAUCCAAACCUCAUCACCUUCCUGUUCUUACUAGAACACUUGAAAAGGGUUGCUGAGAAGGAGCCUAUAAACAAGAUGUCCCUUCACAAUCUCGCCACUGUAUUUGGCCCAACGUUACUAAGGCCCUCACAGGUGGAGCACAAAGGUCAUAUGAACAUAGCCUCUGACAUUUGGUCACAGGAUGUCAUGGCACAGGUUCAGGUCCUCCUUUACUACCUACAGCAUCCCCCAAUCUCCAUAACAGAACUGAAACGAAACACCCUCUACUUCUCUACAGAUGUAUAAUUUCUGUAACUGGGAAAUAUUUGGUCCAGCUGUGAAUCUUUUAGCAGAGACAUUUUCAGACAACAGUAGAGUGUCUACAUAAAAAGUUCAGAGACAAACACACAUCACUUUGUGUUUUCUACUACCAUUUAAAGACACCUGGUAUUGAAACAUCGUUGCUCCCCUGCUGUAGAUUAGCUGCAUUUUGUGUACCUGACAUGGUCGACCUAAAUGUUUGUACUUGUGGUGAACAAACACUGUGGAUGUGGUAUCAUCGUUUUUUCACAUAUAGUGUCAUUCCACCUCUCUGAUAGCUUUACAGAGGCCAGAAGGGAGCUGCAUUUAUCUUUUCCUGUACUCAGGAUUUUACAGUCUUUUUAAUCCCUGUGAACCUAAAAAUGACUUCCUACUACCUUCUACAGCCACAAUUUUGCCACGCAAGUAAUCAGAGUUUGACAGCUGGAGUUGGGCAAUUCCUUUACCACGUCAGCUGUGUCUGAAUUAUUACCUGUGCUGUCAGUCAGGACCAGUGCCCAAUAUGACCAGACGACACAAGAAGAAAACAAUAAGGAAGAUUAGCUGAACUGCUUCCAUUUUGGACAAAAGGGCAUUAUACAACUUCGCUCCAUUUAAACUGACUGGAGGAAAUGCACAUGUUGCCUCUAUUUCUUCAAAGGCAAGGACAGACAGUUUUAAACCUCUGCAUUUGUCAUGACAAAAUAUUUGGAGGGUUCACAGGUUAUUUUAGCAUCAUUUACAUAAUCAGCUGAAUAACCUAACAAAGUUUCAAGGUCACAGUUUGCACUCCAGUACAGUUUCUAAAUAAGUUUAUUCUUUUUUCAUUCCAAGUAAUAAGUGAAAUAUAGUUUUUAUGCCAGCAAGCAAAGCUCCUUAUAGCUGUUAUGUGAAUAGGCUCAUAGGAGUAAUAAGUAGAUAGGUAGUGUUAUUCUUUCAGAGUCCAGAAGUGCAAGUGACAGGUAUCUAUUUAUGUUGUUUGGUAGGGCGGGGGUAUGGUUACUAUAAUUUGUUGGUUUGUAAUUUAAAUGCGGCAAUCUAAAGACCAGGCUCCAGCAGUGUAACACACCAUAAUAGCCUCCACUGUAAUUGUGAAAUGUAAAACAUAUACUUACCUGCCUUCCUUUAAGGUAAAGUAUUCUAAGAAGACCUUUUCUAUUUUUGUUUUAAAAAAAAUUAUAUGAAGUAUGGCGAGUGGAUAAGAUUUCUGGCUGACAUUUGCAGUAUCUUGGCUCAUUCCUGCCUCUCAUCACUGUCUGUCUGAAGUUUGCAUGUUUCUCUCAUCGUCUGCGUGGGUUUUCUCCAGUGCUUGCUUUUAUCCCACCUCUAGAAUCAUGUUGGGUAGCUACAUGAAAUGUCUAUUUAUGCUGUAUUCACUACUUGGCCUUAUAGCCUGCAUCAUGGCUGAAAAUGGUCUAUGAAAGACAACUUCACUUAACUGGUUAAAAUAUAAAUGAAUUAUAUAAAAAAGUACUGAAACCUAUAUAUAAAAUGUUUUCCUGACUUCGUGUUUGUUGGUACUUCUCUGUAGUCAGGUCAGGUAUGCUUUUCCCAGUUUGCACCACUCUGGUGUAUCAGUUACAACAGGACAGUAUAUAGCAAUGCUUUAAUUCCAUGCCAGUGGACAAGUAUAUUCUGCUCUCCCUUUUGUGAUAAGUUUUAGGAAGAAACAUUAUUAAUUACUACAGCUAACAAGUAUCAUUUCAUUGCUUGGUACCAUGUCACGUAGAUCACAACCGCUUGACAGUUUCUGUAUGAGAGUGUGGCUUUUUUUUACAUUUGCUGCAUUCAAAAACAACGCAUUUGUGUUUUUUACACCACAAUCACAGCCUUCCAGAGAAAGAGUGAAUCAGAUAUUUUUAAUGUGUGCCAGUGAUUGCAAUUUUUCCAAGGUACAACGGACUUCAAAUGAGCAUUAUAAAGUAAAGGAGAAUGCAGAAAAACACUUUUAAAUUUGCACUUAAACUAUAUAAUCCGAAUGCACGUGCUUCCAGCUUUAUGUACUCCAGCUCUCAGUUUAAUGCAGUUUCAGUUGAUCGGCUGUGGAAUGAGCUGUGCUGAGGAGGUGGAGUUAACUCAGAACGCUGUUAAAGAAUGUUUAGUGUUGUGUUAAAAACUAUCCUUUGUGACAAGUAUCUGUGGAAAAUUGCCAUGCAAACAUUCAUGCAGCCCACUGUAACACAUCUCACAAGAGUGAGGCAAAGUAACUUUUUAGGGUGUAUAGUGAUAUGGUGAGGCUGAGAUGUAUUUGUACCCAUUUCAGAGUUUAGUGGUAUGAAUACACACAAGUUGAGCAACUGAAUUCUCCAGUGUGUAAGUGUCAUUGGAACAGUAUGAGCAGUUCUACAAAGACAACUAUAAAUUACUUCUUAAACUAAUUGGAGACAAUAAAGCUAGGCCGCUGUCCCACAGGACUAAUGUUCAUUUGUGCCACUCGCAUCUGAACUCCAGAAUGGUCAGAUGGUGAAACAAAUUUGAAGCAGCUGACAGCUUGUUGUCCUGUUUUAGGAGGAAGACAUGGGACUUGCUCUUUUAGUUUGACUUCUUGUUCAGGCCAAAAGCCUAAUCUCAGAGCCUAGCUAAAAGGGAACUGGUGUGACACACAUUUAGUAUAUCACCCUUUCAGAAGCAUAAAUGAUAUAUGCUGAAAAAUGUCACUGCACAUUACUUCACUUGGACAGGAAACGAGUCUUGCUCAUCUUAAAGAUUUGGUAAGGAGCUGUCCAGGGUUUCUGAUAUAUGGAGAGUGACAGUGGAGUUGGAAAGGCUUGAGGGUGGGUAGGGAGUGGAGAACACAUAAAUAUGUACGAGGGACAGCAGAAGCACAAGUGAACAUGAAGUCUUCCCAGUUAGUUUCCUCCUCCUAUAUGUGACACAGACAUCUAGACCCCUAGUGCUGUCUCAGAACUAGUCAAGAAUUCCUCAGGGCUGCUUGAGCUUUUCAAUUUCAGGCUGUUUAUGACAAAUAAGCACUGACCCAAGUGCUUCUGCAAAUGAUACAGUAGUAUCAGGCAACAAUAUGUCAUUCGUACAGCCAGACUACUAGUUUUUAAGGCAAUUCAGUUCUGAUGCAGCUUUAGACUUGCAGUUUCACACUGAUAACAAGGGAGUGGCCACCUAACACUCACAAAAAUCUCAGUAUGUUAGAAAUAAUCCAAAAUAUAUUGAUUAAAAGAGAUCAGUUUGGUUAAAGUGUUAUAUCACAGUAAGGAAUUAUUUAACUCUAUUAUUGGACUGCGUACAUAUGGUAUUACUCACAUGUGCAAAUGCAGGAAAAAAAUGUAUAUUAAUUGCUCCAUUUUGACCAUCCCUCUGCCAUCUGUUCUCAAAGUUACCAUGCAAAUGCAAUUUCAUUAAAGAUAAUUGAAGUUUCAUGUGCACAGCAAUUUUCAAACAUAUUUUAAUGGGGGUAAAAGAUCCGCUAUUCCCCUGCCCUCAAGAGAGCUACCCCAUAGCAAUCUCAUUCACAGAAAUGAUGCUGUGGGCAGUUGUGUAAAGCAUCUACUCCAGUUAAAAUAUGUACACAAUUAUAUAUAUAUUAGAUACACACAAACACACACACUCUCUUUUGGCUUUCAAGAAGAUAAAAUUAUGACUACGCCACACUCAAGGUGCUUGUGGUGUUCAUUGCGUAUAUAAAUCCACUAGAAAAAAAGUUGCAUGACAUUUACGUUUAGGUGUCUGAAAAUAAACCCAUUUCUGUAUCAAACUGUAACAGUUUGCUGUUUUCACCACCAAGCUACUCACCAGUGUGAUCCACAAAGUCUUUCAAAAUCAAGUAACUUCACAGUAUUUAUUUUGUAUUGCCUUCUGGUUCCAGACAUUUGUACUAAAGUCUGAGGUGAACAAAUUGAGAGUUGCACUUUAUUGUCUAAGAUAAACCUUGUCUCGUUAGGGUUGUUACCCUCAAGAUUGAUUUUUAAAGUUCCUAAUCAACACUGCGCCCAUGCUUGAUUCACCUAAACUCCCCAGUACAUACCCUCACCUUGGCGUUCUUGAUGCUGGUCCUGAGUUCAUUCGGUGAUCUAGGAAUCACCACAUCUGCACUACUUUUGCAGUCCUAGGUCAGAAGACAGACUGGUUAAGGUCUAGAUUUUGUACUCUGCAGUCUUGAUCUAAUCUCUGAGCUGUUUUUGCAAGACUUUGCAGUUAGCUAUACAACAUAGUUCCUUCCACCCAGAUGUUCAAUAGAUGAAAAAGGCAAAGAUGAUGAGAUAUUGUAAACUAACAGUGUGAUCUCACAUACUUCAUCUCAACUGACUAGUUUGAUAAGUAUGACAUCUAAGCAGUUUUAUUGCUGAGUAACUAUAUGACAGGUUUAAGUAUGUCAGCAUUACUAUUGCUACACUUAAAUGUUUUUGUUAUAUUCUUAUUAGUGUGUUGUUUAAAGAAUAAUUUAAUCAAGCUGUGUUUUUGCAUUUACACCAAACCCAGAGAAGCCAAGGCAGUCAGUCCUAAGCAUCGUCCGGACAGACAAAACUUCAAAUGAAGAGUUGCAUUUGUUAUGUAUAUUAGUAGAAAACUGAAAUAAUAACUUGAAAUUCAACCUUAUUUUGUAAUGUUGCAUAAAUGUGUACAGAUGUCAGCUAUAUUUAUGGUAAUAAAAACCCUUCUUACUGAAUUCCCAUGGAAAUACGUCCUUCAGUGGCAAGAACUGUUAAACAGAGCCUUGUUAUUGAACAUGGAACAGAUGCUGUGGAUAUGGGUACACCAUGUCACAUAGUUACAGUGUGGAAAGCUGUAAUUUGGUAAUUUUACAUGUCCAUUGACCCUGCUUGCCAGGUACAUAUAAUAUGCGUGCAGGUCAGACUAUCACACAAGCCUUUCUUUUCUGUGGACUUGAAUUCUGUGUGACCUGAUCUCAGAUCAGGCUAGAAUAGUUUGUUCAUUAAUAUUUGAAUAUAAGAAGUUGUAAAGUUUUUGUUUUAUUUCUCUGUAUUAUUAUUUUUUUUGCUUCUAUAGAUGAUUGCAAACUUUGAAUAGAUUACAACGAUGUGACAAAUAAAUGAAAGAAAUAAUAUUUGCACAAAA
Molecule: messenger RNA, 8704 nt
Organism: Protopterus annectens (West African lungfish)
Lineage: Eukaryota; Metazoa; Chordata; Ceratodontiformes; Protopteridae
Gene: ABR
Product: ABR activator of RhoGEF and GTPase
Exons: 23
Coding region: 116-3679 (1187 amino acids)
Biological process (GO): protein phosphorylation; intracellular signal transduction; positive regulation of GTPase activity
Cellular component (GO): membrane
Molecular function (GO): GTPase activator activity; guanyl-nucleotide exchange factor activity; protein serine/threonine kinase activity
Source: RefSeq, a predicted model, not a curated record